This is a messenger RNA of Racocetra fulgida, 144 nucleotides long. The record is from the annotation of a GenBank genome assembly. Lineage: Eukaryota; Fungi; Glomeromycota; Glomeromycetes; Diversisporales; Gigasporaceae.
CUCUAUAAGCAAUUAGCAAAUAAUGAACAAUUGCCUGAUAAUUUAAUUAAGAUUCAUGAUCUUGGCGAUAUUAUAUCACAAGAAUUUGAAAUUGUUAAAAAUUCUACCAGUAAUGAAGAUCAAUCAGAAGAUAAAGAAAACUGA